AUGGUGCAGGGUCUGGAUCCACGCUUUGUGCGCUUCCCGGACUUGUAUCGACUGUCCGAUUUCCACAUUGGACCGAAGAAUCCUCGAGACCACCAAACACGCAACUUCAAGGGCGGCAACAUGCUGCUGCUCGUGCAUUCUCCCGACCCCGAGGGAAAGUAUCAGCAGUUGACAUUCGACGGGCAAGAGAUCAAAUCGACAGCGAACAAGUCGCUCGUUCCUGACGAGCCUCAAGAAGAAAACGAGUUGAUCGUCUACGUGGGAAACGACAAGAUCGAGCUGGACAAGGAGACGCUGCACCAGCCCAACAACGACGGCUGGACACCUCUGCACGCUGCUUGCCACAUGCUCACGGCACAAGAGGCCGGGAUCGCGAUCCUCAAGGAGCUGGCUGUACGCAAAGCCGACCUGAACGGAGUGACGCGCCGGGGUCCUGGCUCCUUCUCGUGUGGCUGGACGGCGUUGCAUAUCGCCUGCGCCUACGGCUUGGAGGCGCUGGCCAUCAAGCUCAUUCGUGCUGGAGCCAACGUGAACACGGUCAACACGGUAGGGUGGACUCCACUCUACGAUGCUUGCCACCGUGGAUACGUGACCAUCGCACAGGAACUUCUGCGUGCAGGAGCCAAGCACGAUGUUAUUUGUCCUGAGUUCGCGUUGUGCCCAUUCCCGGGGCAGAUGCCACUAGCUGAGGCUGCGCGUCAAGGACACGAAUCUACCGUCAAGACGCUUCUGGAGUGGGGUGUUAGCAAGAACGCGACGAACAAGCUCGGGUGGACGGCGCUGCAUGAGGCUGCGUAUCAUUCCCGAGUGCCAAUUGUGAAGAUGCUGGUGGUCGAGAUUCGCGUCAUGCUUGAAGAUAUUGCGUCACAUCUGCCAGCCCCGUCUUCUCCGUCCCCUCCGAAGCAGACUGAAGCAGCAGCCACGUCCACACUUGACGAUGUACCAGCGUCGACCAACAAGAUAACACCAUUGUCGCGUAAAGAAGAGUACGAACUUCUCGGAGACUUGCCGAGCUUGAACGCUAUCACUAUUCAAGACGCUGACGUUGUGGACGACGAUGAAGAAGAAGAGGAGUGCGACGCCAAAUCUUCUGCUGCCGACUCACCGUCUACGGAGAAACCCAAGAAGAAACCCAAAGAUCCUUCCAGAAAGAAGAAGAAGAGGAAAUCGGGCUCUCGAGAUAUUCCGCCUGAGUACAAAUGUGCAGUCUCUCUGAAAAUGCUGAAACAUCCAAUGCGAUCACCUUAG
Molecule: messenger RNA, 1248 nt
Organism: Phytophthora infestans T30-4
Lineage: Eukaryota; Oomycota; Peronosporomycetes; Peronosporales; Peronosporaceae
Exons: 3
Coding region: 1-1248 (415 amino acids)
Biological process (GO): protein ubiquitination
Cellular component (GO): cytoplasm
Molecular function (GO): protein binding; ubiquitin-protein transferase activity
Source: RefSeq, a predicted model, not a curated record